AUGGCGCGCAUCACCAAUGAUCAAGUUGUGGAAUUCUCCCUUGAGGAGGUUCAAGCUACUCGAGUUCACAAGUCAAGAAUGCUCAUUGGGCGGCUGUUCUCCGAUGAUCGACUAUCCACUGCUGAGCUGAGAGAUGCGGUGAACCGACCGUGGCAGGGACAAGAUCGUAUCAUGGUACGUGAGCUGCCGCAUGGACUAUUCGAAUUCACGCUUCCUUCGGAAGCAGCCAAGUCAUGGGUUUUGCAGCGAACCCCAUGGACGAUUGCGGACAGAAUCUUACAUUUGAAGCCAUGGAUCCCUGCUGUUUCACAACGCACUUUUGAGGAAUUGGCGAUAGUCCCUUUCCGUGUCCAGUUAUGGGAGAUCCAGGAGGGUUGCUGCACGCCCCAAUUCGGGCGGAAGAUAAUCACGUCCAUGAUAGGGCGCAUUUUGGAAGCGGCUGUGUUCACUAGUGCUGACAAUACCCGGAAUUUUGUCAAAGUAAAAACACUGGUGGAUUUUUCCAAACCACUGCGAUCGCAGAUCAUGGCAACCAAUGACGAGACGGGUGGUUUUUGGAUCCGUUUGACGUAUGAGUUCCUCCCUUGUUUCUGUUUUAAAUGUGGUCGUGUGGGCCAUGCUCGUCAGACAUGUUGCUUUGAUCCCCCAACAAGGAAGGAGAGAUUUGGCCCACAUAUGUCGACUAAAGAGAUGGGGAGAAAGGUGUUCGAUGGGGACGAGACGAGGGUGCAAGCUGCCCGGAUCCCCCGCUCAGUGUGGGUUAACACGGAGCUCCAUCGGCCUCAAAGCCCAGGCGCAGACAGAGAUUUGGGUCCCCAAAAUCCUGUUACAAACAGGCCUCCCAAAAAAACAGGAACAGACGCGGCCUUGGGCCAAAAACGAGCUGGGCAAGUCAGGCAACAGGCCCGCGGGCCGGAAGAUGGUUCGGAAAGCCCACUGUGGAUGGGGUCGUCGACCAAUCCGUUUAUUACCACUGAGGAUCGGCCUUUGAGGAGCAGCCCAAAGAAAUUUCCCGUUGCAAAAGGGCCGAGACUUGCCCUGGGGAACUUGACCCGCCGUGGGAAGCCCAAGAAGAAGCAGAGGAGUCCAAUGGACAUUGACGGCCCAGUCAAGCCUCUCUUACGGGCUGGUCAACCGAAGGGGGUUAGGGCGGGGACGGGUGCUGACCCGGGCGGCAAAACGAAGGCAGGAAGGGGACCUGCUCCCUGUGAACCAGCUUCGUCGCCUGCCCCACGUCAACCAGUGGAUCCCAAGCCAAAGAAGGCGGAGGGGAAAUCGAGACCUCGCCGGCUGAUCCUUGAGGAAGAAUCGUAG
Molecule: messenger RNA, 1314 nt
Organism: Linum trigynum
Lineage: Eukaryota; Viridiplantae; Streptophyta; Magnoliopsida; Malpighiales; Linaceae
Source: the annotation of a GenBank genome assembly